GAGGAUCCGGGGCGGUACAGCCGGCACUCACCCCCUGUCUCCUCCUCCUCCUCGGCCGCACACAACAGCUGAGGCUGCGCCACAAUGGGGGACAUCAGGCCUCCUCCUCCGCCGGAUGAUGGCAGCGGUACCGGAGAGCAGAAUGGAUGUGUUAGUAAUGGAGCCGGUGAGGAGGACGAGCCUCUUCUUAGGAAGAAUCCCCGGCGCUUCGUCAUUUUCCCAAUCCAGUAUCCAGACAUAUGGAAAAUGUAUAAGAAGGCGCAGGCUUCAUUUUGGACCGUGGAGGAAGUGGAUUUAUCCAAAGAUCCUGCUCACUGGGAGAAGCUGACCUCCGAUGAGAAGUACUUCAUUUCCCAUGUAUUGGCUUUCUUUGCUGCUAGCGAUGGCAUUGUCAAUGAGAAUCUGGUGGAACGAUUCAGUCAGGAGGUCCAGAUACCAGAAGCUCGAUGCUUUUAUGGCUUUCAGAUUCUCAUCGAGAAUAUUCACUCUGAAAUGUACAGCCUUCUUAUCGAGACGUAUAUCAAGGAUCCUCAGAAACGUAAUUUUUUAUUUAAUGCUAUUGAAACAAUGCCGUGCAUUAGAAGAAAAGCUGAGUGGGCCUUACAAUGGAUAUCAAACCGAGAAGCUUCCUUUGGGGAGAGAAUUGUGGCGUUUGCUGCUGUAGAGGGGAUCUUCUUCUCGGGAUCCUUUGCUGCUAUUUUUUGGCUGAAAAAGAGAGGUCUGAUGCCCGGACUCACUUUCUCCAAUGAACUUAUCAGUCGGGAUGAGGGUCUUCAUUGUGAUUUUGCUUGUUUAAUGUUUUACCACCUGGUGAAUAAACCUAUACAACAGCGAGUCGCUGAGAUCAUAGCCAGCGCGGUGAGAAUAGAACAGGAGUUUUUAACAGAAGCUUUACCUGUGGAUCUCAUUGGGAUAAACUGCAGAUUAAUGAAGACUUAUAUAGAAUUUGUGGCAGAUCGACUCCUGGGGGAACUGGGUUAUUCCAAGGUAUUUAAUGCAGAAAAUCCAUUCGACUUCAUGGAGAAUAUUUCUCUGGAGGGAAAAACCAAUUUCUUUGAGAAGCGCGUGUCUGAAUAUCAGCGCUUCGCUGUCAUGUCUCACACAGCUGAUAAUGUCUUCACUUUGGAUGCAGAUUUCUGAUUUGUCCCUGGUAUACCCGAUGGCGCUAUCACAUCCCAUAUUAUAUAUGAGGCCCAUCUGAGGACUUACGCCUACCCCCUGUGUAUGUUUUACUAAGCUGCUAUAGAAGAUGCCAAAGACGUUUUAAUUUCGAAAGACACACCUCAGGGGGAAUAUAUAAUUCCCUGCGCCAGUGUAGAGUGACAAAAUUGCGCGAAAUGUGAGCGCGUACACAUUUUUUCGUGUGAAGUGGUAGUUUGUGUAACUUUUUUUUCGGAGACACUUUGUUUGCAGAAUUUGCUCAAAAAAUGUACUACUCUACACUGGUGAAGGGAGUGAUAAAUUCCCCCUAUUGUGUAUGAGGAACAGGUGGAUAUGAUCACGGUUAUUUUAAUGCUGUAUCUGAACUCUGUCGACCUAUCCAACAAUUUUUUAUGGUUCUAAUAUUAUUGAAAGAUUGCAAAUAGUCCUGAUAUAAAAGGAACCUGUCAUCAAUUCUAUGCUGCCCAAACUGGGCAACAUAAAACUCAUGCAGGUAACACGAUGCCGGGACACUUUGAUUACUCUGACGCGCUCGGGCGUAUCAGAGUGACUAUACUGUAAUAAUGCCGCAGAGACCCGGUUAACUAGUCCUUGGGGUGGGUCCUGGGCGCGGUUCUCUGCUCAGCUGGCUUGAGUGAUGCGUCUCUCCCUAUAGCCGGGUUCACGCUACUGAAUUUCCGACUGGAAUUCUGCUCAGGAAUUUCGUUUGGAAAUUCUGCUGCAUGAAGCGUGACAUGCAGAUGAAGGGGUUUUUCAUGAACCCAUUCACACUGCAGAAUUUUCUGGUCAGAAUUUCUGACAGAAAAUUCUGAUAAAAAAUUCUGCAAGAACAUUUAACCUGCUGAAUGUUAUCGGCACUGGCCGCGCUCUGAAGCUCUGUAUGGAAGGUUUCGGUCGGGAGCUUCUCAAGUGUGAACAUGGCCUUUCAGUGUAUAGAGAGACGCAUCACUCAGCCGGGCAGAGAGCAAAUGCCAGGACCUACCCUAAUGACUAGUUACCUGGGUUUUGGCAGAAUUCUUAAAUAGUACCUGUCACCAAAUAAACUGUUCUAAACUAACUCAGGCUGUGUUCCCCAACUACUCCUAACACCCCUCCCACAAUAAAAAAAAAAAUCCAGAGCUUUAAAAAGCUGUGUAUCUUACCUUUUUUCCUGCUCGCAUAGUGCAAUUUCCCAGCAGGAGAAAGUGGGCAUUUCCCAGCAGGCAUGACAUCACUGAAGCCUGCUGGGGGAACACUUCUGCCCUCACAUUGUUGCAGCGCUGUGAUGAAUAGAAGACCUAAGGCUCUGUGCAUGUUUCAGUCUGUGUUGCUAUCAGUAAGGUUCUCCUUCAGCACUCAGUCUAUGCAGCUUUCUGUGAGAAUCUGUGGAGCUUUUACUUUCUGUGCAGCUGACAAUCAAUCUCAGGGCAGAGAAGUACUUCCUGAAUUCGGACUUCUGCCAGGCCGGGAUGAGACCAAACUCACUGUAUUAAUUGGGGCAGGGAACAGAACAGCGCCACUUAGUGGCCUUUUUUUUCUAUUACAUUUUAAACAUAUUUAUGUUGAUAAUUUUAAAAGCAAGUGAAUGGGAAAGUGUCUGCUUAUUACACAAGGAACACUAUAUUAAAAGUUUUAUUUGGUGACAGGUACUCUUUAAACUAUGAUAACUUAGAUACACCUAGGCAUCUCAGAGUAAUCAUAGUUUCCCUGAAUUGCCCUGCAUGCAACAGUUUUAUGCUGUCCACAGUUUGGGCUGCAUAGAACUGAUGACAGGUUCCUUUUAAAAUGUCUUACCAUUUUAUGUAGAUACAAGAGUUGCAGAGAUGGACAUCCCCUGUAAGGCCACGUUCACACAGUGGAAUCUCCAAGUGCAGCAGAAAAAUUCCAAUUCUGUUUCAGCCGAGUCUCUAUUGUCUCCAGAGGGAUUCUGCUGCACCGAGCACAACAUUUGCUUUGGAAAUUCUUAUUCUAAAUUAUUAUUCUUUUCAGUAUUAGUUUGGAAAUGCAUUGCCGUCUAAGGAGAUUCCAAGGGGUCCUAGCACCGGCAUGUUCUGCCUUUGCCUGCUGUCUGGGGAAUGUCUUCCCAGAAAUUUUCCAGACGGACAUUCCGCUGUGUGAACAUAGCCUAAGGGGUUGUCCUGGAUAACAAAACGGGCUCUGUUUUUUAUUCCAGAAACAGCACCACACCUGUACACAGGCUUUGUCUGUUGUCGCAGUUCAACCGAUUCCUCUAUAUUAGGGAUGAUUAAAGGAGUACUCCGGCACGCACUUUUUUCCUUUUAUCCCGUCCGGGCUGCAAAAUAAAAGAAAACACACUUUCUCUUACCUGCCAACGA
Messenger RNA from Hyla sarda, 3476 nucleotides. It is a transcript of the gene RRM2B, whose product is annotated as ribonucleotide reductase regulatory TP53 inducible subunit M2B. Gene Ontology annotation, molecular function: ribonucleoside-diphosphate reductase activity, thioredoxin disulfide as acceptor. Gene Ontology annotation, biological process: deoxyribonucleotide biosynthetic process. Gene Ontology annotation, cellular component: cytosol. The record is from RefSeq and is a predicted model, not a curated record. Bases 85 to 1140 code for a protein of 351 amino acids. Lineage: Eukaryota; Metazoa; Chordata; Amphibia; Anura; Hylidae. The transcript is spliced from 9 exons.